UAUAGCCCUAUGAGGCUUGAAACAUUUUUUUUAUUUUUAUUUUUUAAUUUAUAAAAAACCUCUUAUAAAUGCACAAAUUAGAUAAUUGCCUCAAUGAACAAUCCAAAGCAAAUACAAAGUAAUGGUAGGCUCCAACUUUGGAAUAAUGGUUUAAUGACUCCACCAUUGACUAAUAGGUAGUGGUCUUCGUCUUCUUCCUUUUUCAUUCUUCCAAAAGCACACCCACAGAGAACAAUUAUUUAAUCGGUGAUUGCCUCAAUGAUCAAUCCAGCCUACUUAAAUGACUAAUAGAUAUUUGUCUUCUUUCUUUCUUUCCCUCCCAUCUUCCAAAAACACAGAGAGAAUGGCUAUUCAAUUGGUGCUGCAAAUCGCAAUAUUGUUGUGGCUAACACUAACAGAAUCAUUAGCUGCAUCACUAGCAAAGCCUGGUUGUUCAGACAAAUGCGGAAAUAUUACCAUUCCAUACCCAUUUGGUAUUGGACCCAAUUGUUUUGUUAAUGUUGAGCCUGACUCGUAUUACUCGUUUGAGAUAAUCUGCAACAAAUCUUUCACCCCACCCAAACCAUUCAUCACUAGCAGUAGGAUAAACCUUGAGGUGCUUGAAAUCUCAUUGACAGAAGGCACUGUUCGUGUCAACAACCCGUUGAUCACUUCUAAUUGUAGUAACAGGGUUAAUAAUCAAGCUGUGGACUUGACUGGUACUCCCUUUUCCUUCUCAGACACCAACAACCGAUUCACGGCCAUGGGUUGUGACAACCUCGCCUUAAUCGACUGGGCAGGAAUGGCCAUAGGGUGCGUGUCCAACUGCAAUUUUACUUCAAGAGAUAAAAGCUGCUAUGGCAUCAACUGCUGCCAAACCACAAUCCCUCCAUCACUCCAGUAUAUCAAUGCAUCAUUUAGAAGCAUAGAUUCAAACAAUCUCAGGCCCAGAAAUGAGUGCAAAUAUGCCUUUAUGGUGGAGCAAGAUUGGUUCACUAACCUGACCGACCCCUAUGAUGUGCAGAAAAUGGAGGUGGUCCCUGCUGUGCUGAGUUGGCGUACAUAUGACAUGUGCAAAUCAUUCGGAUCAUUAUGCGGUACUAGAGCUUAUCAAAAAUGCCUCCUUGGGGUGUCUAAUAGCUCACAAGUGUCUAAUACCUCAUUAUGCGGCACUAAUGCUUCCUGCAGUUCCAAUACCAAUCAAGGCUCAAGCUCUCUAUGCCAAUGUGACCGCGGCUAUGAAGGGAACCCAUAUCUGCCUCAUGGAUGCCAAGAUAUUGAUGAAUGUGCGAGGAGAGAGACCAAUCGCUGUGAAAAGAUCUGUGAGAAUACGCCUGGAAGUUACAAGUGCCGUUGUCCACCUGGGUACUUAUCUAUUGGAGCUGGUCGAUAUAGUUGCUAUAAAGUACCCAAGGUUAUUGAACCCAAGCAAAACAGAAAUGUGAUCAUUAUUCUAGGUACUGGAAUAGGUCUCGGAAUACUAUUUUUAAUUGGUACAUGGUGGAUGAUUAAACUGGUGAAAAGAAGAAGGAAAAUUAAGCUCCAGCAAAAAUUCUUUAAACGAAAUGGGGGUUUGUUACUACAACAACAAUUAUCUUCAGGUGAAGGUAAUGUUGAUAAAACCAAACUCUUCUCUUCAAAGGAGUUGGAAAAAGCCACUGACUACUUUAAUGAGAAUCGAAUACUAGGGCAAGGAGGCCAUGGUACUGUUUACAAAGGCAUGUUAAUAGAUGGUAAGAUUGUAGCGGUUAAGAAGUCCAAAAUAGUGGAUAAAGACCAACUUGAACAAUUUAUUAAUGAGGUGGUCAUUUUAUCACAAAUUAUCCAUAGAAAUAUAGUCAAGCUACAUGGAUGUUGUUUGGAGACUGAAGUACCUUUGCUUGUUUAUGAAUUCAUCCCUAAUGGAACUCUUUUCCAGUAUAUCCAUGACCAAAAUGAAGAGUUCCCUUUAUCCUGGGACAUUCGUAUUCGGAUUGCUAUAGAAGUUGCAGGAGCUCUUUCCUAUCUACACUCAGCUGCCUCCAUACCCAUUUAUCAUCGAGACAUCAAGUCCACAAACAUAUUGUUGGAUGAUAAAUACAGAGCAAAAGUGUCCGACUUUGGGACUUCAAGAUCACUUGCAGUUGAUCAAACUCACUUGACCACAAAAGUACAAGGGACCUUUGGAUACUUGGAUCCUGAGUACUUCCAAUCAAGUCAGUUUACAGAGAAAAGCGAUGUUUAUAGCUUUGGAGUAGUUCUUGUUGAGCUCUUAACAGGGCAAAAACCUAUCUCAUCAACCAUAUCUUUAGAAUGUCGAAGUUUAGCAACAUUUUUCCUAUUGACAAUGAAGGAGAAUCGUCUGUUUGAUAUUCUUGAUGCUCGAGUUGUGAAAGAAGGUGGGAAAGAAGAGAUCAUGCGAGUUGCUAAUCUUGCAAAACGAUGCUUGAACUUGAAUGGGAGGAAAAGGCCAACAAUGAAAGAAGUUGCAACAGAGUUGGAAGCGAUUAGAAUGCCACAUGGAGCAUCCAAUAUUCAACAAAACUAUGAAGAGGUUGAAUUUGCAGUAGUUGACGUCACUGGGCCUUCAGAUGUUGGUUCAACUUCGACGAGUUUUUAUCAAGAUAGUAGUGUAUCAUCAUCGUUAGAUGUCCAAUAUCUAUUAUCAAAGUAAAUAUGGUGGUUAAGGUUUUGUUUUUUUUCCAUAUAUUACAUAUCCUAGUUUGAAUAAUAGUGUAUAAGCACCGGAAGAUAUUCCUACUUCUGGUGUUUAAGAAAUUAUGAUCAGCAAGAAAAUUUUAAUGUACUCUAUAUUAUUUAC
Molecule: messenger RNA, 2779 nt
Organism: Cornus florida
Lineage: Eukaryota; Viridiplantae; Streptophyta; Magnoliopsida; Cornales; Cornaceae
Product: wall-associated receptor kinase-like 8
Exons: 3
Coding region: 281-2632 (783 amino acids)
Biological process (GO): protein phosphorylation; cell surface receptor signaling pathway
Cellular component (GO): plasma membrane
Molecular function (GO): protein serine/threonine kinase activity; polysaccharide binding; calcium ion binding
Source: RefSeq, a predicted model, not a curated record